AUGGGAAAAGGAGUCCAGCUAAGGCCUAAGGUGAAUGUCUCUUCUUACAUCCACUUUUUGCUGAAUUACAGAAACAAAUUCAAGGAGCAGCAGCCAAAUACCUACGUUGGCUUUAAAGACUUCUCUAGAAAGUGCUCGGAGAAAUGGAGGUCCAUCUCAAAGCAUGAAAAGGCCAAAUACGAAGCUCUGGCCAAACUUGACAAAGCCCGAUACCAGGAAGAAAUGAUGCAUUACGAUGGUAAGAGGAAGAAAAGAAGAAAGAAGGACCCCCAGGCACCCAGACGACCCCCGUCAUCCUUCCUACUCUUCUGCAAAGAUCACUAUGCCCAGCUGAAGAGGGAGAAUCCCAACUGGUCCGUGGUGCAGGUGGCAAAGGCCUCAGGAAAGAUGUGGUCCCUAUCAACCAAUGCGGAAAAGCAACCAUAUGAAGAGAGAGCAGCUCUUCUGAGAGCUAAGUACCAAGAGGAACUCCAAAUCUACCGCAGACAAUGUAAUGCCAGGAAGAAGUGCCAGAUGUUGGCUAGGAAACAACGCAGAGGGAAGAGUGACUCGUGCAGAGCUUGAUGGAUGCAUUUCAAAAAAAUAAAAUGCCAUUCCACUGU
Otolemur garnettii (small-eared galago) is the source of this 602-nucleotide messenger RNA. RefSeq names its product high mobility group box 4 (gene HMGB4). The transcript has a single exon. Gene Ontology annotation, molecular function: DNA binding, bending. The record is from RefSeq and is a predicted model, not a curated record. Lineage: Eukaryota; Metazoa; Chordata; Mammalia; Primates; Galagidae. Gene Ontology annotation, biological process: regulation of transcription by RNA polymerase II. Bases 1 to 564 code for a protein of 187 amino acids.